AGUCCUUCAGGAGGCAGCAGAGAGAGUGUUUAUUGCUUGGGACGGGACGGUAUAUGGGUGUGUGUGUGUGCAGACCGGGAUCUGAGAUUUUUGGGUGGUGGCUGGCUGUCUGUUUUACUGGAACUGCAGCAGCAAAUACGCUGGAAUGCGGUUGUCCAGCUAAAUUAACCCCGUCAAGUUUGAGUGAAAUCUCGCGUUUCCUUUCAACUUUUAUCGUCUCCGCUCUUCUUUUGUGCGUGUUGAAUUUUGAGGGCGGGUUAUCCCGGUCCGAGCAGCUUUUAUCGAUUCAUUCACCGAGUAAUAUCGAGCUAAAGGGAUAGCGUGCUAAGUGAACACAGAUGCAGGCCAUAAAGUGUGUGGUUGUCGGGGACGGUGCUGUGGGAAAAACAUGCCUUCUGAUCAGCUACACCACCAAUGCUUUUCCCGGGGAGUACAUCCCUACUGUGUUUGAUAAUUAUUCUGCUAAUGUGAUGGUCGAUGGAAAGCCGGUGAACCUGGGACUGUGGGAUACAGCAGGGCAGGAGGAUUACGACAGGCUUCGACCGCUUUCCUACCCUCAGACGGAUGUGUUCUUGAUCUGUUUCUCUCUUGUGAGUCCAGCCUCGUUUGAGAACGUCCGUGCAAAGUGGUAUCCAGAGGUCAGACAUCAUUGUCCCAACACUCCGAUAAUCCUCGUUGGGACUAAGCUUGACCUGAGAGACGACAAGGACACUAUUGAAAAGUUGAAAGAGAAGAAACUCACACCCAUCACCUACCCUCAAGGCCUCGCUAUGGCCAAAGAAAUAGGAGCUGUGAAGUACCUGGAAUGCUCAGCCUUAACGCAGCGCGGCCUUAAGACGGUGUUCGAUGAAGCCAUCCGUGCGGUCCUGUGUCCACCUCCGGUCAAGAAAGGAAAGAGGAGGUGUUUUGUCCUCUGAACUGACUGUACUCACAGCACCAGCUGCAAUCUGAGCUCACCUGAGAGGAGAACAAUGGAGGCGGGGAUGAUGGGAAAUGUGUGUUGGAGAAGAAGAAAGAUUCUGCACAGUGUAUGCAUUCAGAUAUUUCUCCCUCUUGCAUUGUAAUUAGAAUUACGCCACUAACUAGCUGUUAAGAUGCCAGAUUAUUUGCUUCCGAGAGAUAGGGAGCGGUGUCCAUAGUUGUUUUCCUUCCCUACACUAAGAAAUUCCUGCUGCCUUCUAAUGAUCUUAUUUUCCCCUCAUUUUGAUGAACUAAAUACUCCUUUCAGUGUAUUUCUCCAUCUUCGUGAGCCCAUAUAUUUUGUUUACAAUCUGCGUUUUUGUAGAAAAUUGCCAAAAUGUAAAGCCUACAAGUUGUCUAUUUCAAUUUGCUCACACUAACAAUCUCAUUUUUUCCUAAAGGUUUGGGGGUGUUAAUCAUGUGUACUUGUAAGAGACAGAGAUUGCUCUAAUAUUGAAGGAACUAUUUUACAAGAGGACAGCUGAAAACACUUUAUUUUUUUGGUUCGUGUGUUACGGUUUCCAUGCUAGAGAGUUUAUUUUGUUGAACUGUAUAUGAAACAGACCUAGUUAAAAUGCAUAUAACAGCUUUGUUUUGUCAGCAUAUAGCAUAUUUUCACUACUGUUUCUAAAUAUUCAGAAGAGCAGAUCUCUAGUUUAAUCUCUCUCUCUGUAUUUUAAUCAGUCUGUCGGAAGAGCCUGGCAGUUUGAUCUAUUUUACAGUCCCAGUAUUGUAUUUAGACUACAGAUCUACCAGUGCCUAGUAGCAGACUAGGGUUUUGUCAGAAAUCGGAGUAUGUUGGAAGUUUCUGUACUCUAGACACCUCAGCACUAUGGCAUGGGGUUCGUCGUCUUUAAAGAUUCCCAUGAACACUGUGCUAAAUGUAGUGGAUUCUUGAAUUCAAUAAAUAUGAACUGUUUGUUGUUAGGGUACAGACAUAAAGUAUUAAGCUUUUAAUUGGUCUUCAGACAUGGUUCGAGAGGAAAUGAUUCUAAUUUGCCAAAAUUAAUGGUUCUUUAAUUUUGUCAUUUUGACGGUUCUGUAACGUUUUAAAACAUUUCAAAUGCUUUAUUCAUGCCUUUAUUGUCUCCACUAAAGCUACAUGUAUUAACCUUUAUGUCUGAAAAUAGAAACCAAAUAUAAAAACAUUUGUCUUUGUCCUUUUGUUUUCAUGUAUGCUUAUUAGUUUCUUCACAUAACACUGGAAUGUGACCAGGCACAAUGCGACAAAUAUGUCUAUAUAUAUAUAUAUAUAUAUAUAUAUGUGCUGCAGAGUUGAUGUGUUUUUGUUGACCAACCCGGAAGUUAAUAUCAGCCUGGUUCGCUCAACCAUAAUCCAGUAGGUUUUUUUCCAUUGGUUUUUGGAUUAUUGCAGAAAAUAAGUGAUAUGACCAAUAAAAGUUUAUGGUUCUUCCAUGUUUUGUUCAUCAUAAUCUUCACAAACGAACACAGCUUUAUGAAUUUUAAAGGCUAGAUACAAUUGCCAGAAGUAAAAUGCUACAUAUAUCAAAUGAAACCGCA
Molecule: messenger RNA, 2481 nt
Organism: Sinocyclocheilus grahami
Lineage: Eukaryota; Metazoa; Chordata; Actinopteri; Cypriniformes; Cyprinidae
Product: ras-related C3 botulinum toxin substrate 1-like
Exons: 6
Coding region: 339-917 (192 amino acids)
Biological process (GO): small GTPase-mediated signal transduction
Molecular function (GO): GTP binding; GTPase activity
Source: RefSeq, a predicted model, not a curated record